Messenger RNA from Heterotrigona itama, 1827 nucleotides. Lineage: Eukaryota; Metazoa; Arthropoda; Insecta; Hymenoptera; Apidae. The record is from the annotation of a GenBank genome assembly.
AUGAAGAUUCCAGCGAUACUCGUCACGUCUCUGCUGGUCUGGGGUGGCCUGUCCGAGGGCCAUGUGGUGGUGAAGCGGGACAAAGAGCUGAAGCCGGCCGGGCAGGCGCUCGGCGACGGGUCUGACGCGCUCGGUGCCUCGGUGGAGAACGCGAUCAAAGCGGCCAGAGCGUCGGCCAACGUGGGCCUGAACUUGGAGUUGGGUGCAGGCGCGCGGGCAGCAUCUGCCGCCGCGGCCCAGCAGGGCAAAAGCACGCAGGCGGCGGAGGCUGGAGCAAGCGAGGCGAUCGCCGUCGCUAUAGCCAAGAGCGAGCAAGCUAUCGAGGCAAGCGCGCUAGCCAGCAAGCUGUUGACGAACGCGGCGCAGGCCAGCGAGGCGACCGUAUCGGCGACGAAGAGGGCAGCGCAAUUGAGUGGCGCGGCCAGCGCCGCUGCGAGAGCAUCCGCGGCGGCGGCCGAGGCUGCCACCGAGGCCCAGACGAAAGCCAACGCCGAAGCAGCUAUCGCGGCGAGAGCUUCAGCGGCUGAAGCGGCAGCCGCAGCGGAAGCCGAAGCCAAGGCGUCACUCGCCAGCAAGGCGGCCGCCAGCUUCUUGGCCAAGGCUCGAGCAGCAGCCAGCGCCGAGGCCGAAGCUACCAGACUCGCAGCCGAGGCCCAAGUGGCACUCGCGAAGGCUAGGGUCGCCGUCGAGCAGUCGCAAAGCGCCCAGGCAAUUGCCACCGCUCAGGCUGCCACGGCUGUUCAACUAGAAUCACAGGCGGCAAACGCGGAGGCAGCCGCUGUAGCGCAAGCUGAAACUCUCCUGGUCACGGCGGAGGCGGUCGCCGCCGCGGAGGCUGAGGCAGCGGCAAAAGCUGCCGCUUGGGCGAAGAUGGUUCUUGUAACGUGCCUGUUCACAUGGAGCCUGGUACAUGCAGGUGGCGAAGAGCCCGGUCCCGCCAAGGCGGAGGUCGCCCUGGUGGAGAAGCAGCUGCUGAAAAAAGUGGAAAUUAACGCGAAACGAAAGGAGAACGGCGCCCCGCUACUUGGCAAGGACGUAGUUCCGUCUCUGGCGGUCAUCAAGGGGAGCGCGGCUGCAGAGGCCAAAGCAUCGGCUGAGGUGUCAGCUUCCGCUCUGGCCCUCGCCGAGGCGCUGUUGAGCGCUUCGGCAGCGUCCGCCGCCGCGUCAGCCAAAGCUGCCGCCGCGGUGAAGGAAGCAGCGAAGGCACAGCUUUUGGCCCAGGAGAAGGCUUUGGCCGCGUUGAGAGCUCAGUCCGAGGAACAGGCUGCCUCUGCCCGCGCGGAUGCCGCAGCCGCGGCUACCUUGUCCGCGCUGUCGCGCGCCCAGGCCUCGGCCAACACGGCCACCACUGCACAGGACGUCUCCAGCGACUUGGAGAAACGAGUGGCCACGUUGGCCGCCGCUGGGAAAGCCGCCACCGCCAGAGGGGCAGACGCUGCCGCGCAAUCGAAAUGGUGGGCCGCACUGGCCGCUGAGGUCGCCGCCUCUGCAGCCGCCGUAGAGACGAAAGCCACCGCUUCCUCGCAAGCUACUGCCGCCGCUGCCAGUAAAGCCGCCGCGCUAGCUGCCGAUGCCGCAAGCGCAGAAGCCGCCGCCCAGGCAGAGGCGCAGACCGCUUCCAGGCUGGAGGGCAGAGCGGCUGCCGAGGCAUCGAUCAGCUGGGCCAGCGAGGAUUCGGCCACUGCCCAACUGGAAGCGUCCGCGGCAGCGGAGGCCAGCGCAGCCGCAGCUGUCGGUGAUGGGGUCAUCCUAGGACUUGGAAAGUCAGGCGGUUCCGCGGCUCAAUCGCUCGCUCAAGCCAAAGCCUUGGCACAGGAGAAGCAAUGA